Molecule: messenger RNA, 1506 nt
Organism: Salvia hispanica
Lineage: Eukaryota; Viridiplantae; Streptophyta; Magnoliopsida; Lamiales; Lamiaceae
Product: protein JINGUBANG-like
Molecular function (GO): protein binding
Source: RefSeq, a predicted model, not a curated record
ACUCUGUCAAUUCCCCAAGGCCAUGGAGCGCUAUACCUCACAAACUCCCCCUCCAUGCACCACCUUCUACGACGACGGCGACACCGCGAAACCCCACCAAUCCCCGCCCCGCGCCUCCUUCAAAUCCCUCCCCCAGCUCUACGACCACCACCACGACAACCUCCUCUACAGCCCUCCCCGGUCCUCCUCCGCCGCAGCCAGCCCCAACUUCUACUCCCUCCUCCCUCCCCCCAGCCCUGACUCCCCAUGGAGCCUCUCCCCCCACCAGACCCCCUCCCCCGCCCUCCUCUACCACUGCAUCGCCUCCCUCCACCGCCAAGACGGCACCAUCUUCUCCAUCGCCGUCUCCAACGGCCUCGUCUUCACCGGCUCUGAGAGCUCCCGCGUCCGCGCCUGGCGCCAGCCUGACUGCACAGAGCGCGGACACUUCAGGGCGUCCGCUGCCGCGGGCGAGGUCCGCUCCAUCCUCGCCCACGGCAACACCCUCUUCACCUCCCACGCGGACCGCAAGGUCCGCGCCUGGACAUUCUCUGCCGCCGCCGCCGCGGCAGAGACUUUCCACGCGAAGAAAAUCGCCACGUUCCCAAAACCAAAAUCCCUCUUUUCAUUCUCGCGAAACCCUAAUUUUAAACACAGGGACAACAUUUCAUGCAUGGCGUACAACCACGCGGAGGGGAUCCUCUACACCGCGUCGUGGGAUCGCACCGUGAAGGCGUGGCGCGUGUCCGACGCGCGGUGCGUGGACUCCUUCGCGGCCCACGAGGACCAGGUGAAUGCCGUUGUGGUCAACCAGGACGACGGCUGCGUGUUCACCUGCUCCUCGGACGGGGCCGUGAAGCUCUGGCGCCGCGUCUACGGCCAGAGCUCGCACACGCUGACGAUGACGCUCCGGUUCCAGCCGUCCCCCGUGAACGCGCUGGCGCUGAGCGCGUCGUCGUCGUCGUGCUUCCUCUACUCCGGAAGCUCGGACGGCGUGAUCAAUUUCUGGGAGAAGGAGAGGAGCUCCGGGAGGUUCAACCACGGCGGAUUUCUGCAGGGGCACAGAUUCGCGGUGCUGUGUUUGGCGGCGAUUGAGAAGCUCAUCUUCAGCGGAUCGGAGGAUACGACGAUUAGGAUAUGGCGGAGGGAGGAGGGGAGCUGCUUCCACGAGUGCCUGGCGGUGCUGGACGCGCAUCGGGGGCCGGUGAAGUGCCUCGCGGCGGCGCUGGAGGUGGAGAAGGUGGUGGUGAUGGGGUUUCUGCUGUAUAGUGCGGGGUUGGAUCAGACGUUUAAGGUGUGGAGGAUUAAGGUGAUGCCGGAGGAGGUGGAGGCUUCGCAGAGGAGGCCGCCGCCGGUCGAGACGGCGGCGAAGGGAGGGGAGUAUGAGGCGAGUCCGGUUUUGAGCCCUUCGUGGGUGGAAAAGAAACUUGGUACUGAUCCGUUUCACUGAUUUUUUUUUAGAUAUUUUAGUCAUCAAUGGAUAAUAUUAAGGGAUAUUGGUGUUUAAAAUCAUGAAUUUUGGGCCAA